Molecule: messenger RNA, 1743 nt
Organism: Penicillium atrosanguineum
Lineage: Eukaryota; Fungi; Ascomycota; Eurotiomycetes; Eurotiales; Aspergillaceae
Product: proline--tRNA ligase
Exons: 10
Coding region: 1-1743 (580 amino acids)
Biological process (GO): prolyl-tRNA aminoacylation
Cellular component (GO): cytoplasm; aminoacyl-tRNA synthetase multienzyme complex
Molecular function (GO): ATP binding; proline-tRNA ligase activity
Source: RefSeq, a predicted model, not a curated record
AUGGCCUCCCAAAACCCCGCCGAAACCCCUGUCCAGGGCGACGCUGCCUCCCAAACGCUGCCCGAUCGCACUCAAGCCCCCGCUGAUAACCAGGGCGAGUCCAAGAACGCCGCCAAGAAAGCCGCCAAAGCCGCAAAGCUCGCCGCGGAAAAAGCGAACAAGGGAGAGAAGGCCAAACAGGGCGGUGGAAAGCAGGCUCCCAAGAAGGCCCCUACGAAGAAGAUGGAGGGUGCGGCGCUGAUUGGAAUUGAUGUCGCCAAGGAAACGGACUUCCCAAACUGGUACCAGCAGGUUCUUACGAAGGGAGACAUGCUUGACUACUAUGAUGUGUCCGGCUGUUUCAUUCUGAAGCCCGCUUCAUACUUCAUCUGGGAGGAGAUUCAGAACUGGUUCAACAAGAAGAUCAAGGCGAUGGGCGUGAAGAACUGCUCUUUCCCUCUGUUCGUGUCUGAGGAUGUGUUGCAGCGUGAGAAGGACCACAUUGAGGGUUUCGCUGCAGAGGUCGCCUGGGUUACCCAUGCUGGCUCCACCCCUCUUGAGAAGAAAAUCGCCAUUCGUCCUACCUCCGAAACUGUCAUGUACCCCUACUACGCCAAGUGGAUUCGCAGCCACCGUGACCUGCCUCUGCGUCUGAACCAGUGGAACUCCGUCGUGCGAUGGGAGUUCAAGCAUCCCCAGCCCUUCCUGCGCACUCGUGAGUUCUUGUGGCAGGAGGGCCACACUGCGCACUUGACACAAGCUGCCGCCCAGGACGAGGUGAUGCAAAUUCUUGACUAUUAUGCGGCUAUCUACAACGAGGCACGUGUUUACCCUGCAUCUUACACGACGACUGUCGAGGGCUACAUCCCCGCCACCGGCCGCGGUAUCCAAGGUGGUACUUCCCACGGCUUGGGCCAAAAUUUCGCGCGCAUGUUCAACAUUGUAGUCGAGUCUCCGGACUCGAAGCCUGGCGAGGUUCUGCCCCCUCUCCACGUUUGGCAGAACUCAUGGGGUCUGUCGACUCGUACCCUCGGUGUCAUGGUUAUGAUUCACAGUGACAACAAGGGUCUUGUUCUGCCUCCUCGUGUGGCAGAGCUCCAGACUAUCAUUGUCCCCGUCGGUAUCACUAACAAGACCUCCGAGGAGGAGAAGGCGAAGCUUGAUGCCGAGGUGGAUGGCCUUGUUGCUGUUCUCGCUGCCGCUGGUGUCCGUGUCGAUAGCGACAAGCGCGCCUACUCCCCUGGCUGGAAAUUCAACCAGUGGGAGAUGCGCGGUGUGCCUCUGCGCCUUGAGUUCGGUCCUGGCGAGUCCGCCGGCCACUUCGUCACUGCUGCCCGUCGUGACAUUCCUGGCAAGGACGGCAAGAGCCCUAUUCCCAUCCCCGAUUUGGCAACCGCUGUUCCCGCCCUCUUGGAGACCAUCCAGGCCGAUAUGCUUAAGCGCGCCACUAUUGAGUUUGAUGCCCACCGCAAGAUCAUCACUAAAUGGGAUGAGUUCGUGCCUGAGCUGAAUCAGAAGAAUCUGUUGAUGGUUCCCUUCUGUUUGACCGAGGCCUGUGAGGAUCAAAUUAAGGACAUGUCUGCUCGCAAGGCCGAGGAAGACUCCGGCGAGGCCGAGGAUGCCAAGGCUCCCAGCAUGGGUGCUAAGUCGCUGUGCAUUCCCUUCGACCAGCCCGAAGGAUUGGAGAAGGGUGUCACCGAGUGUAUCAAUCCGAAAUGUUCGCUCAAGGCUGAGAAAUGGUGUAUGUUCGGCCGCUCUUACUAG